Pyrus x bretschneideri (Chinese white pear) is the source of this 1180-nucleotide messenger RNA. Its product is annotated as peroxidase 57-like. The transcript is spliced from 2 exons. Gene Ontology annotation, biological process: response to oxidative stress; hydrogen peroxide catabolic process. Gene Ontology annotation, cellular component: plasmodesma; plant-type cell wall. NCBI's taxonomy places the organism in Eukaryota, Viridiplantae, Streptophyta, Magnoliopsida, Rosales, Rosaceae. The record is from RefSeq and is a predicted model, not a curated record. Bases 64 to 1074 code for a protein of 336 amino acids. Gene Ontology annotation, molecular function: peroxidase activity; heme binding.
ACCAAACAAUUCUCGGUUGUGCCGCUUCAAGUCACAAACAGUCACCGAUCUUCUACCGGGGAGAUGGAUUGUCGUUUAAUUACUGCGGCGGUUUUUGCCGUCACCUUGUGUUCCAUGAUGGUCGUUGCUUAUUCGGCAGAUGUGAACAACCCGGGGAACGGGUUGCACGUUGGAUUUUACAAACGGAAAUGUCCCAAUUUGGAGAAAAUCGUGAUUGACGUUGUGGCCAAGGCGGUAGAGAAGGACCGAAAGCUUCCUGCUGCUCUCAUUCGCCUCUUCUUCCACGAUUGCUUUGUCAAGGGCUGCGAUGCGUCACUUCUGUUGGAUGUCACACCCUCUGGCGAGCCCGUAGAGAUGCUAUCACCGGCCAGCUUCGGGGUCCGAGGUUUAGAAGUCAUUGAUCAGAUCAAGGCUAGGGUAGAACAGGAGUGCCCGGGAACCGUUUCCUGUGCCGACAUUUUAGCUUUUGCCUCACGGGAAGCUGUGGCUCUGUCCGGUUUGCCUCGUUACGAAGUCCCUGCUGGACGCCGUGACAGCCGCACUUCCCGUGCCUCCGAUGUCAUACUUCCUUCUCCCACAACACCUCUGGACGAGCUCAUAGACUUCUUCUCCAGAAAAGGCUUGAGCCUUGAGGAAAUGGUCGCCUUGUCUGGCGCACACUCCAUCGGCACCGUCCACUGCAGCUUCUUCGAUUACAGGAUGUACAAUUUCGCACCAGGUAAGCCGAAAGACCCUUCACUAAACGAAGUGUUUGCGGCUCAGCUUGCUCAACAGUGCCCUGCACCCAACACAUUGCCCGCGGAGGAGGCUAAAAAGAGGUUUGUUGACUCAGACCCCACGACACCACUCGUCCUGGACAAUCACUACUAUACGAGCCUGAUGCAGGGGAGAGGAUUGAUGGAGUCGGAUCAGGUUCUGGCGAUCGAUCCUCGCACCAGAGGGGUGGUGGCGAAACUGGCUAGGUCUGAUUCUUUUGCUCGGGCAUUUGCAAAUGCCAUGAUUAAGAUGGGGAGAAUCAAUGUUCUCACUGAAGAUCAAGGAGAGAUACGGAAAAAUUGUCGGAAAUUUAUCUAAAUGACUAAGAGCACAUGUUCGCUGAUUGAUUUUCCGUGUAACCUUCGCGAAGAACCGUGUUCUAUUUUUGUAACAAUUACUGUUCUUGUUAACUGACUUAUUUGCU